GGCACUAGCAAGAGCUGAAUAAUUUUGUGUGUUUACAAUUGCAUUGUUAUUGAAGGAAACCAAAUAUAUAAAUUGUAUCAUUAUGAAUCCAUGUGCAUUGAUUUUAUCAUAUGGAAAACUGUCUGCAAUGGAAAUGGUUGAAAAUAUAUUAACUGAAAUGAAGCAACCUAAAUUAAUAACGCCAAUAACAUAUGAAGCUGAAGUUAUAAAUCAUUAUAAAUGUGAUAUUAGAACUAAAUAUUACACUACGAGUAUAUAUUUAAUCCCUUUCGAUGGGAAGAUCGAUAGAGUUCCAACUGAAUUAAAAAAUAUAAUAGAAGCUUUAAUUAUCUAUUUUGAUCCAUUUGAUAGAACUUUCAUAAACAGCCUCUCGGCCAUUAACGACUUUUUAAUAUCCAACAAAAUUGAGUUGGGAUUUUUAAUAACAACUGUAUUAUCGGAUAAGCCAAAUGAAUUAACAUUUGAAGAACUGAAAGAAAAUGCAAAUGUAGUUUUUGAUAUAAUAACACUGAAAGAAGAUGGAGAGGAAGACUCAGAGGAACCAGACAAAUAUUCAGAAAUUGUGGAAGGCUUAGAAAAUUUUGUGUGGUCUAACAUAAAAACAAAACCAUCUUCCUCUUCGAAUCGAAAGCAAUCAAAUAGUGCCGAACAGCUGGAAAGCGAGCUAAAUGAUUUUGAAAAACUAUUAAUUACAGCGCAAAAUUUGCGUAGUGAUACACAUUUAACAAGAGACGAAAUAUUAAAUAAAGCGGAAGAAUUAGCGGAGGUUAUGUCAGCAAUUUUAAAUGAUAAUGAUAGUGAUUAAUUUAAAUAAAUACGCUAUUACCAAA
Molecule: messenger RNA, 830 nt
Organism: Drosophila arizonae
Lineage: Eukaryota; Metazoa; Arthropoda; Insecta; Diptera; Drosophilidae
Source: RefSeq, a predicted model, not a curated record